GGAGGCCGGGCGGAGGCUGUGAGAGUGUCCCGGGAGCCAGCAGGGCGGAGAGCGGCCUGUGAGGGAUCCCGCGGAGCCUCCCUGAAGGAGCACCCUCGGACCACACUUCUGUCUGAUGGCAGCAGCCCGGCUCCUUCCAGGAAUGUCGGCAUGACCGUCUCUCAGAAAGGGGGUCUCCAGCCAACACCGAGCCCAGCUGGAUCUGGGGUGCGACUUGGACCAACCGCUGGAGACAUGGAUGAAGCUGACUCCGUGUUUUUAAAAUUGAAGCAGACGGCAGACGACUCUCUGUCACUCACGUCCUCCAAUGCNGAGUCUGUUUUCACAGAAGAUCCUUACAUUGCCGCACUGAGGUGUGAGAUCGAAGCAGAUGCACAUGAGUUUGAGGCCGAGUCCUGGAGCCUCUCUGUGGAUUUAGCCUAUGCCAAGAAACAGAAGAAGGAGGUGGUAAAGAGACAGGACGUCCUGUAUGAGCUGAUGCAGACAGAGGCGCAUCACGUGCGCACGCUAAAGAUCAUGCUGAAAGUAUACUCCAGAACCCUGCAGGAGGAGCUGCAAUUCAGUGGCCAGGCAGUCAACCGCCUGUUUCCGUGCGCUGACGACUUACUGGACAUGCACAGCCACUUCCUUGCCCGCCUUAAGGAGCGCCGGCAGGAGUUCCUAGAGGAGGGCAGUGAUCGGAAUUACGUCAUCCAAAAGAUCGGCGACGUCCUGGUUCAGCAGUUCUCAGGAGAAACCGGAGAGAGAAUGAAGGAGACAUANGGCGUGUUCUGUAGUGGCCACAAUGAUGCAGUCAGUCAGUACAAGCUAUUGCUGCAGCAGAGCAAGAAGUUCCAAAACUUAAUCAAGGCUCUCAUGGAGUCCAUACUGACCAUAAACCUCCGUGUAGCCAAAGCUGGCACUGAGGACUACAAAGACCUGAGCCAGGCCCUGAGCCUCAUCAAAGACAUCAUCUCACAAGUGGACGCCAAAGUCAGUGAGUAUGAGAAGGACCAGCGCCUCAAGGAGAUCGCAGUCAAGAUGGACCCAAAGUCUUCCGGCAAACUCAAAAAUGGGCUAACCUUCCGAAAGGAGGACAUGCUGCAGCAGCAGCGCCAGCUCCACAUGGAAGGCACCCUGUGCUGGAAGUCCACCUCGGGGCGCUUGAAAGAUGUCCUCGCUGUCCUGCUGACCGAUGUGCUUUUGCUGCUGCAAGAAAAGGAUCAGAAAUACGUCUUUGCUUCUGUGAUGUCUGUCUCCUCCCAUGGCGACAGAGAUGCCAGAAUCAGCUCUGAGGAUGGAGACAGCGGGCGGGGCUGCAGCUGUCCNGACNAGGAGGAGGGCGUUUUCAGCGAGGCUGAGGAAAAAAAGAUAGCUGAAGCCCGCNCCACNAAACUCCGGGAAUUUCAAGAUCACCUGCUGACUCAUGUCCCCCACCUCUCCCUCACAGUCGAGGGCAUCCAGAGCUUGAUCUGCCAGCGGCACCUGGGCAGCACCAGUAGCCAAGUGGAGGAGGGAGGUGUCUCUGCAGGCCUGCCUCGGCGGGCUGAGACCUUCGGGGGCUAUGACAGUGUGGGAAGCCCUAGCAAGGGUGGCAGCUUUAAAAGGAAGGUGUCCAACAGUGACCUCAGGCCCCAAGACUGGCAGGGACCUGCUAGCAGCCCAGANUCCAGGCCCUGUGACAACAGCGCCCCCAGUGGCUGCUGCGAGGAAUCGCCACAGGCUGUGGAGAUGCCUAGCACAGAGAGCAGCUCCUGUCUGCCCACUGUCCUGGAAUUAGAGCUGGUCCACCGGGUCCAGACACUGUCGCAGUUGCUUCUUAGUCUCCAGGCAGUCAUCGCUCAACAGGAUAGCUAUGUGGAGAUGCAAAGAAUGGCCAUCCAGGAGCGUGAGAAGCAGUUCCGGCUGCAAUCAACACGUGGGAACCUGCUGCUGGAGCAAGAGCGGCAACGCAACUUUGAGAAGCAGCGUGAGGAGCGCGCCGGGGUGGAGAAGCUGCAAAGCCAGCUGCGCCAGGAGCAGCAGCGAUGGGAGCGGGAGCGGGCACGCCAGCAGCAGGAACUGGAGCUGGCCGGUGCGCGACUGCAGGAGCGGGAGGGCGAGGCGCGCCAGCUGCGCCANCGGCUGGACCAGGAGCGCACCGAGCUGGAGCGACAGCGCCAAGCCUACCAGCAUGACCUGGAGCGUCUGCGCGAGGCACAGCGAGCAGUGGACCGUGAACGUGAGCGCCUGGAGCUGCUGCGCAGGUUCAAGAAACAGAACACUGUACCGGGGGCACUGCCCCCGUCCUUCGACCUGAAGCAGCAACUGCUCNUCAGCAAGUUCAUAGGCAAGGAUGAGAGUGUAUCACGGAACCGCCGCUCACUGAGUCCUGUCCUGCCUGCCGCCCAUGGGUCUGCACCUGCCCCAGACCCCUGCUUCCCAGCCCCAAGCCCGGCCCCGGCUACCACACCCCCUGAGGCCUUCAAGUUCGGAGGCACGUCACUNCCACCUGCCUCCCCAGCUCCCUCGCUGCCAACCACACCACUCACCACCACAGAUGAAGCUGGCAAGGAAGACGUCAUCUUCUUCUGAGGGGUCGUGGCCCCAAGGGCAGACCCCUUUCUGUCGUGAUAUCCCUUUAUGUCUCUGGGGAUCCUAUAGGUGACUGUUCUGUCUGGCCAUCCCCUCCCCCUGCACAAGCACAGCCAGGCACUCAUUCACCUGAGAUUGCCCAAAUGGCAUGCCUUGAGUCUCACAGCUCUCUAUAGAUGUAGUGGCAAAACAUGGGUAGCCCCUUGAACAUACAUACAUACAUGCAUAUAUAUUUAUAUGUGUAUAUGUAUGUGUGUGUAUAUGUGUAUAUAUAUAUAUGUAUGUGUAUAUAUGCUCAAAGUUCUUUUAAGUUGAAGGUGGAACCCCAGCUAAAACCACAGAGAUAUUUUAAACCAGAGGUAUAAAGCACAAG
Mus pahari (shrew mouse) is the source of this 2926-nucleotide messenger RNA. RefSeq names its product Rho/Rac guanine nucleotide exchange factor 18 (gene Arhgef18). The transcript has 18 exons. Lineage: Eukaryota; Metazoa; Chordata; Mammalia; Rodentia; Muridae. The record is from RefSeq and is a predicted model, not a curated record. Gene Ontology annotation, molecular function: guanyl-nucleotide exchange factor activity. The coding region runs from base 151 to 2553 and encodes 800 amino acids.